Necator americanus (New World hookworm) is the source of this 822-nucleotide messenger RNA. RefSeq lists its product as uncharacterized. Bases 1 to 822 code for a protein of 273 amino acids. NCBI's taxonomy places the organism in Eukaryota, Metazoa, Nematoda, Chromadorea, Rhabditida, Ancylostomatidae. The transcript has 5 exons. The record is from RefSeq and is a predicted model, not a curated record.
AUGACGAAACGAAUGGUUGUUGCCAAAGGAGAUGGGAAGGAUUACUUGGUAGAGUCUCAAGACAUAAUCGUUUCUGGAAGUUUUUGGUUUAACUACAUUCUCAUCAAGCUGCACGUACUGACAAUUUGUAGUGGACCUGAAGAGAGAAAGGAAUCGUUAACUUCGGCUCGCGAAAUCGCUGUUUCGAAUGGUUAUGAAAUCCGAACGUCUGAAACGAGACGAUACCGAAGUGAACGAGCACGACAAGUGGGAAACCCCAUUACAGAUAAGAUACUUCUCUACUUUCCUCACAUCUCCGAUGAAAUGAGCACUGCCAUUAGGCGGUGUCUGAGGAGAGCAGACUUGGAUAGCUCCGUUUCGGUCGUUGAAAUACCACCGAACAAUUUGAAACGUCAGCUAGUUCGGAAUCGUCUGUACGAUACCAUCUGUACAACACCGAACUGUAUUAUUUGUCCCACAGGUAGACCAGGAGACUGCUUGAGAUCCGAGGUAAUCUACCUGAUUUUUUGCACGAACUGUGGCGACGAGUAUGUCGGUGAAACGGCACGACCGCUGUAUGUCCGCAUCAAAGAGCACGUGAACGGCAAGAAUAGAAUUAUGUCAUCAGCACCUGUUUUUGUCAUUGCUCUCUUCUUGAUAAUCAGUUCAAUGGCAGUAGUUCAGAGGAUACCUGAACAGAGAUCGGAUCUGAGUCGGCUCACAGCAGUUGCAAGGGAACUUAAACAAAUUAUGCGACAAGACAAACGAGACUUUAGGUUCCACGCUGCAAGAGGCAAGAAAAAUGAUCCGGAGCGGCAUCGGAGAUAUGGGUUCACGCAUUAA